Molecule: messenger RNA, 833 nt
Organism: Trematomus bernacchii (emerald rockcod)
Lineage: Eukaryota; Metazoa; Chordata; Actinopteri; Perciformes; Nototheniidae
Product: DUF4748 domain-containing protein
Exons: 3
Coding region: 46-504 (152 amino acids)
Source: RefSeq, a predicted model, not a curated record
UGCGCCAUUGUGUUAACUGCGCAUGUCAGACAUUACUCAACAAACAUGGCGGCGCCCUACGUGACAGCAGUCAGGACAUUACUGAAAGGAGUUUGCUAUGUUCCCGAAAGAUGGCUCCUUACGCAGAGGAGCCGAGCCCCUGCAGUAUGUCGGUGUUCGCAGCUACAUGUCUCCCCUGCUGCCUCCCUGUGCAGCUCCAAGACCGGGGCUCACAGCAAAGCCGACCCACGCACAGACGACAGGAAAGCUGGGGAGCAAGAGGAGGAGGAGGGUCCUGAAUACAUGCCCAGGAGAAAGGCAAAGAAUCCCAUGAUGCCUAUUGGCUAUGCCUGGAUGAUAGGCCUCCCUGCAGGUAUCAUCGGCUUCCUGCUGACCAAGAGAGAAGUUGACAAGAACCGACUGAAGCAGCUGAAGGUCCGACAGAGGAUGAGGAUGUCAAACGAAGGAGAAUAUGAGGGGAGUCGCUACCGCCAGCAUAAAGAGGAUCUCAAACUGGAGCGAUGAUGUAUAUGUAUGGCUGCAAUGUUAUGCACAUAUCCUAAAUGUCACCACUGAGACGUUGACUUCACUGCACUGCAGCAAAAAGACUGAUUACAGAAGAAAACUUCAUGAGUUUAAAAACCUCUCAGAGUAUUUCUUUCUGAAGCAAAAACAUGACAUUGUGCUUGUGACAGCCAUUUUGUUUGCUUCUUUUUGGGCAGACUUGAUUUUUCCUGCUUAUGUACAGAGAUGCUUAUAGAUUACUUUGUUGAAUCUGGAGAAAGAUCAUUUAUUUGAUUGAUGCUGAUGUUCGUUAAAUAUGAUAAAGCAAAUAAAUGUAUAUUUAUACAGAA